ACCAGGAAGUACCGGUUUCAAAACAAGGACAGCAGCAGCCGCGGUUGCUUCCGACUUGUCAAAACUGACAUGGCGGGGGCGGCGGUGCUGCGGGUUCUCCGGACCCUGCGUCCCCGGACACUGGAUGCGACCGUAGGAAGGUUCCCGGCCCCGGGGGAGUGCGUCCUGACGCCGGCAUCAUGCGUGUUGUACCCGCCGUGGAGGACCUCUACUGUCAGGACGCUGCAGCUGUGCUCCGCCUUAUGUGCCGGACACAACAAGUGGUCGAAGGUGAAACACAUUAAGGGACCUAGAGAUGAGGCGAGGGGCAGGAUGUUCAUGAAGUUUGGUAUGAUGAUAAAGAUAGCUGUGAAAGAAGGUGGCUCCAACCCAGACAUGAAUUUAAACUUAGCCCACAUACUGGAGCAGUGCAGAAACAACAACAUGCCUAAAGCAGCUGUAGAGGCUUCAAUCAAGAGUGCGGAAAAAGCUAAACCAGCUUCCCAGCAUAUGUUUGAAGCUCGGGGGCCCGGUGGGUGUCUGCUGCUCAUUGAGGUCCUGACUGACAACAACACACGGAGCCACCAGGAAAUCAAACGCUUGCUUAACAAGAACAGAGGGAUGCUGUCAGACGGAGCCCGCCACAACUUCAACAGGAGGGGAGUGGUGUUUGUGCCAGGCCAGAACGUCUCGACAGAGAGAGCUCUGGAGCUGGCCAUCGAGGCCGGAGCCGAAGAUGUCCAAGAGACCGAGGAUGAGGAGGAGCGACCCCUCCUGCAGUUUAUCUGUGACAUGGCGGAAGUGAGGAAGGUGCGGGCCUCGUUGGAAGAGCUGGGAAUGCCAAUUGCGUCUGCUGGGUUGGAGUUUGUUCCCCGCGCCCUCUCGUCUUUGGACCAGGACCAGCUGGAUGCUGCUUCAACACUAAUAGAAGCCCUCAAUGAUUGUCCAGAAGUAGUUCGAGUCUGGGACAACAUCCGGGCGGACAGCUGAGCACGCCUCCUGGACACUUGGCGUACACUAAAUAUCUUGCAUGUGGCAUAUUAGAUUUCACAGAAAAAGGAUACAUGUACUACUUGCCAACACCUACUGCUUUUAAUUAUCAGUAUGAUAAUACAAGUGUUUGGCCAUUUCAAUGCUUUCUUUGUGGGACUUGGAAGUGAAAUGUAAUUGUGGUCCUGACAAGGUUCAAAUUCAUGCAUAUUUUCUAUCGUCAGCGUGCACUUACAAGAAGUUAUAUGAUAGCAGGCCUUAAGCAGACAGAAGGUACACUCCUACCACGGCAGGAUUUUAAUUUCAAGAGUGAAGCUUUUUAUUAGCUAAUCACUCAUCGGAUCCUAGAGAAAUGUAAAUGUUCUAUCAAAGUGUAAUUUGACUAUUAUUUUAGGGAGGUUGCAGUGUUUAUAUAUUAACAAAGAUCUAUUUAAAAAAAACAUUCUCUUCUAA
Messenger RNA from Cyclopterus lumpus (lumpfish), 1422 nucleotides. It is a transcript of the gene taco1, whose product is annotated as translational activator of cytochrome c oxidase 1. Lineage: Eukaryota; Metazoa; Chordata; Actinopteri; Perciformes; Cyclopteridae. The coding region runs from base 70 to 969 and encodes 299 amino acids. The transcript is spliced from 6 exons. The record is from RefSeq and is a predicted model, not a curated record. Gene Ontology annotation, cellular component: mitochondrion.